Drosophila biarmipes is the source of this 1691-nucleotide messenger RNA. RefSeq names its product cytochrome P450 9b2. Gene Ontology annotation, molecular function: oxidoreductase activity, acting on paired donors, with incorporation or reduction of molecular oxygen; iron ion binding; monooxygenase activity. The coding region runs from base 56 to 1570 and encodes 504 amino acids. The record is from RefSeq and is a predicted model, not a curated record. Lineage: Eukaryota; Metazoa; Arthropoda; Insecta; Diptera; Drosophilidae. The transcript has 4 exons.
GUGAAACUCAGUUUGCAAUAAAUUCUGCAAGUGGUAAGAAGUUACACUCCUUGCAAUGGUUCUCCUAGAAUUCGGUCUGGCCCUCCUGGCCAUCGGUUUCCUGGUCUACAAGUGGAGCACCUCCACCUUCAAAACCUUCGAGGAGCGGAAACUGUAUUUUGAAAAGCCGUACCCACUUGUCGGAAAUAUGGCCGGAUCCUUCUUUCAGAGAGCCGGCUUUCAAAAGCAGCUGUCCGAGUUCUACGAUCGCACUCGGGAGCACAAAAUAGUGGGCUUUUUCAAUCUGCGCACGCCCAUGAUCACGCUGAAUGAUCCAGAGCUGAUCAAAAAGGUCUGUGUAAAGGACUUUGAACACUUUCCCAACCACCAGCUCUUCAUUACCUCCAACGAGCGUCUCAUCAACGACAUGCUCAGUGUGAUGAGGGAUCAGCGCUGGAAGCACAUGAGGAACACCUUGACCCCGGUCUUUACGGCGGCCAAGAUGCGCAAUAUGUUCACCCUGAUGAACGAGAGUUUCGCGGAGUGUCUGCAGCACCUGGACACCUCUGCAUCUCUUCCCGGCCAGAAGGGUUUCGAAGUGGACAUGAAGGUUCUGUGCAACAAGCUCUCCAACGACAUCAUUGCCACCACCGCCUUCGGACUCAAAGUGAACUCGUAUAAGAACCCGGAGAAUGAGUUCUACGAUAUCGGGCAGUCACUGGUUUUCUCCCGCGGAAUGCAGUUCUUUAAGUUCAUGAUGGCCUCAAUUAUGCCAAAAAUAUUUAAUUUCCUUGGACUUACAAUCUUUGAAGCAGGAAAAGUUGAGUACUUUGUUCGGCUGGUAGUGGAUGCCAUUAGGUACCGGGAGCAGCAUAAUAUCUCGCGGCCCGACAUGAUCCAGCUUCUGAUGGAGGCCAAGAAGGAGUCGCAGGAUAACUGGACGGAUGAUGAGAUUGUGGCGCAGUGCUUCAUUUUCUUCUUCGCAGCCUUCGAAAACAACUCCAAUUUGAUCUGCACCACCACCUAUGAGCUGCUCCAUAAUCCCGAAGUGCAGGAGCGCUUGUACGAGGAGGUGAAGGAGACCCAGGAGUCUCUGAAGGGCGGUUCCCUCACCUACGAUACCGUACAGAAGAUGACUUACAUGGACAUGGUGAUCUCCGAGUCCCUGCGUAAAUGGACCCUGGCCGCAGCCACCGAUCGUCUCUGCUCCAAGGAUUACACCCUCACGGAUGAGGAUGGCACCAAGGUCUUCGACUUCAAAGUGGGCGACCGCGUCAACAUCCCCAUCUCUGGGCUGCACUUGGACGACCGCUACUUCCCGGAACCCAGAAAGUUUGACCCGGAGCGGUUUAGCGAAGAGCGCAAGGGUGAGUUGGUGCCCUACAGCUAUUUGCCUUUCGGCGUGGGACCUCGGAACUGCAUAGGGAAUCGGUAUGCUUUGAUGCAGGUCAAGGGCUUCCUCUUCAACCUGCUGCUUCACUACAAGAUCGAGGUUUCCCCAAAGACCACCAAAGAUCUGUGGGGCUCUGCACGCGGUUUUAACUUUACCCCCAGAACCGGCUUCUGGAUGCACUUGGUUCCGCGAGAAUAGGAAGACAUGGAUACCAAACAUACUCAGCUAUUUUAAUAUAUACCAUAACGUAUACGAUAACCUACCUUUAAUGCACACUUGUUAUCAUUGCACUGUAAAAUAUAUACCAAUUUGAUAUAUA